ACCUUUACCCACCCCUGGGAUUUGCAGUGCAUAAAGUCCCGCUCUCCUUCCCCAUCCUUGGAUCAGGGGCCCUUCUUGCUUCUUAAUGGUGGCUGCUGGGAUGGAGCCUCUGGGGACGGCCACCAUUUUCCUGAUCGUCUGUCUCUCCUGCCUUGUUCUUUCCUCCAUUUGGAAGAGCGGGAUUUGGAGGAAAGGGAAGCUGCCCCCGGGACCUUUUCCUUUGCCCAUCAUUGGGAAUGCUCUGCAGCUGAAGGCCCACCAUUUCCCCCAGGCUCUGCAAAAGCUCAGUGAGAAGUAUGGCCCCGUGUUCACACUGCAUUUCGGAGCGGAGCGUGUUGUGGUCCUGCAUGGCUACGAGGCCAUCAAAGAAGCCCUGAUCGACCGGGCCGAGGAGUUUGUCGCCCGGGGGAAAAGGCCCUUUGGUGACAAGAUCAGACGAGGGAACGGGUUUACCAUAGAAGCCUAGAAUCCUAGGGUUGGA
Sceloporus undulatus (fence lizard) is the source of this 481-nucleotide messenger RNA. RefSeq names its product cytochrome P450 2C19-like. The record is from RefSeq and is a predicted model, not a curated record. Lineage: Eukaryota; Metazoa; Chordata; Lepidosauria; Squamata; Phrynosomatidae. Gene Ontology annotation, cellular component: cytoplasm; intracellular membrane-bounded organelle. Gene Ontology annotation, molecular function: heme binding; iron ion binding; oxidoreductase activity, acting on paired donors, with incorporation or reduction of molecular oxygen, reduced flavin or flavoprotein as one donor, and incorporation of one atom of oxygen. Gene Ontology annotation, biological process: xenobiotic metabolic process. Bases 86 to 466 code for a protein of 126 amino acids. The transcript has 3 exons.